Thlaspi arvense is the source of this 6179-nucleotide messenger RNA. The record is from the annotation of a GenBank genome assembly. NCBI's taxonomy places the organism in Eukaryota, Viridiplantae, Streptophyta, Magnoliopsida, Brassicales, Brassicaceae.
GAUUGUUUCUUUUUCCAUGAUCCUCAAUUACAACUUACAAGGUCAUGCUUGAUGCAUGCAUCAACAACACAUAUAUAUGUAAAGCUGUAAUACAAGUUGUUGGAAUACUUUCAAAUUUAAAGUAAUAUCAUGGAUAUCUUGGUGGUCGUACCUGAAAAUUAUAUUCGAAAACUAAAACUAAUUAAUUUUUCUAACGAGAUGAAGUUGAGUUAUGAAUAUUGAAGUUUUGAUGCAUAAUUGUAAAUAUAACUUUUAAGAAAAAAAAAACUUUUAAGAAAAAAGUUUAAUAUUUUUGAUUGGUCUAAAAACGCCAAGAGAUCCCAAAACCAUAAAGCGGAAAAAGAAAGAAUAAAAAAAGACGACCAGUGUGUGUGUGUGGGGGCGGCUCGAACACAAUAAGGAAGGCGCGAAUUUCAAGGACCAGAAACCUCUGCCUUCGUUUGUUUUCGUGGUCCUUUUCAUUUUUCCAGCAUUGGUUUCUUCUUCUUCUUCGUGAGAGGGAAAAGAUCUCAUUUUCGUUUUGUUGCUCUUGCGUCGCAAUUUGAUUUGGUCCUCUUUGCGAAAAAGUCGUGCCUUUUUUUGUUGUUGUUUUCACUCUGAAUCACGUUCUGUUGAUCUACGUGAAUUCCCAGAUUUCAAACCCACACUCGUCUUCUUCGUCACCUGCUUAGAUCAGACGCGCUUCCCGUGAUUCCGAGCCGAGCUUUAAGGUCGGAAAUGGCGGCUAAUGUUUCUGCUGGAAACAUUCAUGAUUUCUAUCUCGCGGGGCAUGUCUUUAGGGGGCAACAUUCAUGGAGCUCUCGUUUUACUUUCAGGGCAAAUUCAUUCAAAGACCUCUCUUGGUCGAGUGGCGUAUCUAAGGCUUUAAAGGCUGAGAGGUGUGGUUGUUACUCUCGCGGUGUUUCCGCCAUCAGUGAGAGCUCGAAGCCUUGUACAAGUAUCAGGGCAGUUUCGGUAUCGUCUUCAACAAAGUAUUAUGAUUUCACUGUGAUUGGCAGUGGAGUGGCGGGUCUGCGUUAUGCUUUAGAGGUUGCAAAGCAAGGCACAGUGGCAGUGAUCACCAAAGACGAGCCUCACGAGAGUAACACAAACUAUGCUCAAGGUGGUGUUAGUGCUGUGUUAUGCCCUUUGGAUUCUGUAGAGAGUCAUAUGCACGACACAAUCGUCGCUGGUGCUCAUCUUUGCGAUGAAGAAACUGUAAGAGUUGUGUGUACAGAAGGCCCUGAAAGGAUUCGUGAGCUGAUUGCAAUGGGAGCAUCAUUUGAUCACGGCGAGGAUGGAAACUUGCAUUUGGCAAGAGAAGGUGGUCACUCGCACCGUAGGAUUGUUCACGCAGCUGAUAUGACAGGAAGAGAGAUUGAGAGAGCUUUACUUGAAGCCGUACUUAAUGAUCCAAACAUAUCUGUCUUCAAACACCAUUUUGCAAUCGAUCUGCUCACUUCUCAGGAUGGUUUGAACACAGCUUGUCAUGGUGUUGACACUUUGAAUAUCAAAACAAAUGAGGUAGUACGUUUUAUAUCGAAGGUGACAUUGCUUGCUUCAGGUGGAGCUGGACAUAUCUAUCCCUCAACUACAAAUCCUCUGGUGGCUACUGGAGAUGGCAUGGCUAUGGCUCAUCGAGCUCAAGCUGUGAUAUCAAAUAUGGAAUUUGUGCAGUUUCAUCCCACUGCUUUAGCCGACGAAGGUCUUCCCAUCAAACUACAAACCGCCAGAGAAAACGCGUUCCUCAUCACUGAGGCCGUGAGAGGCGACGGUGGCAUCCUCUACAAUCUAGGAAUGGAGCGGUUCAUGCCCGGUUACGAUGACCGAGCUGAGCUUGCUCCAAGAGACGUGGUUGCAAGAAGCAUUGAUGACCAGCUCAAGAAACGGAAUGAAAAGUAUGUGUUACUUGACAUAAGCCAUAAGCAGAGAGAAAAGAUUCUUGCCCAUUUCCCCAACAUAGCUUCCGAAUGCCUUAAACACGGUCUGGAUAUCACCCGUCAGCCUAUCCCGGUUGUGCCUGCAGCUCAUUACAUGUGUGGAGGAGUUCGUGCUGGUUUACAAGGCGAGACCAAUGUCCUUGGAUUGUUUGUAGCAGGUGAAGUAGCGUGUACCGGUCUUCACGGAGCGAACCGGCUUGCUAGCAACUCGCUUUUAGAAGCUCUGGUUUUCGCGAGACGUGCUGUUCAUCCUUCGACUGAGCUCAUGAAACGCACAAGACUUGAUCUAAGCGCGUCAGAGAAAUGGACAAGGCCUGUUGUUGCAACCGCGAGAUCGCUGGGAGACGAAGUAAUAUCGAAGAUUCUAGCUUUGACCAAAGAAGUGAGAAGAGAGCUACAGGCUGUGAUGUGGAAGUAUGUUGGUAUCGUCAGAUCGACCACUCGACUCAAUACCGCCGAGAAGAAAAUCGCAGAGCUAGAAGCGAAAUGGGAAACGUUUUUGUUCGAACAUGGAUGGGAACAGACAGUGGUAGCUCUUGAAGCUUGUGAGAUGAGGAAUUUGUUCUGUUGCGCUAAGCUCGUUGUGAGCAGCGCCUUAGCCAGACAUGAAAGCCGCGGUCUUCAUUACACGACGGACUUUCCUUUUGUGGAAGAAAGCAAGCGGACUCCGACAAUUAUUCUCCCGUCUUCUCCUACAACGGCUAGCUGGAGCUCAAGGCAGUUGCAGGAUUUGAGCAGCAGCUCACUUGUUGAUUGUUAAAACUGCAGGAGUUUUGUUCUUAUUUAAAGCCCAAAUCCUUUCUGAUUGUUGUAUUCAUUUGAAAAAAUUUGGAACUCAAAAGAUAUCUUUGAUUAUGACACUGUUAUACAAAUGAAAAUAAUUUAUCUUUCAAGCCUUUUGCUAUGGUUUACUGAUACAGUAUGGGCAAAAGGAAACAACUGUGUAGUGUAUGUGGAUGUCCCCAAGCAAGGAGCAAGACUGGGAACAGUCUUGUGUUUACUGUCUCCAUAUCCUCAGUUUCUUUCUUCUGAGUAAACCAUUCCAAAAGCUCCAAGCCUCGGAUAUGGCUUUCCAUCAUUAAUAGACCAAACACGAGUUCAUUCGUCCUGUUUGGCCUGAAAAAGUUGCACAAAGGCAAAUCCAUCAAGAAACAGAGAUUCUUCUUCAAUGCCACUUUACUACUUCCAUCCAGAAUAGUCUUGCCUACUCUGCAGCCGCCAUUCCCGUUUUGCGGCACUAACCCAAUUCUGGAAUCACGAUUGCUUAUGUGUCCUGUUUGGAGCCAAAUCUGCUACUGUAGUAUAUAUCUGCGGUUCACGAAUUUGAAGAACGAGCAUUCUUUUUCUUGUAACACUCCUUCAAGAAUCUUUCAGCAUCAACCUUCAUUCCAGGUUUAGAAAAAGCUGCACUUAUCCAGUAAAUAGUUUGAUUACACGGAAUAUAUCCCUUAUCUUCAACCAUCUCUUUUAACAACCCUUUUGCCUCUGCCAAGUACAUUGCUUUUCUAUUCCACUCAACUUCUGGAUCAGUGCAAAGUUUACACAAACCAGAUAUCAUAGUACAAUAAGUCGACGUGUUGGGGCUCACUCUUCUCUUACCCAUCUCCUUCAUGAGCUCUCUCGCUUGAAGCAUCUUCCCAACUUUAGCAAAAACACUGAUAAGCACAUUGUACGUGCCCGUUUUUGGUACCAACCCAUCCGCGAUCAUCUCACAAUAUAUCUUCAUACAUUCUUUCUUGUUCCCCAUCUUAGCUUGGCCACAUAUCAAAGCAUUGUACGUAAACUCGUCAGGGCGCAUACCUCUACUCUUCAUCUCACUCAGCCAUUUUUCCACUUCUGUUAACAGCCCUGCAUCACAGAGACCUCUUAUGAUAGUAUUAUAGGUUGCAACAUUUGGGGAUACUCCUGUUUCCAACAUAACAGAAUAUGUUGAAAGAGCUUUUCCUACAUGACUGCCUACAAAGUACCCGCGUAUAAGGGCAUUGAACGUCACAGUAUCAGGAACAAAGCCUCUCUCUUUCAUAUCCUCCAUAACCAUGGCUGCCUUUUUCGUCAUACCUAGUUUGCACAGAGUUGCAAUAAGAGUGUUGUAAACUUGCCUACUGAGUUUAAUUCCACAACUCAGGAGUUUCUCGUGCGUUGCGAAGAUAGCAUCAGCUCUUUUAUGCUUUGAAGAUGUGUCGAGAAGAAUUCGGUAUGUCGUUAAGUUAGGAUGGAUCUCCAUAAACGUCAUUUGAUCCAAUACGUCAAUUGCUCCAUCCAUCUUAUCAUUUUCACAUAGCAUUCCAACCACAAUGUUGCAACUCAUCAGACUCGGUUUUAUUCCACAACUCUUCAUCUUAUCCCAAAGCUCAAGGAUGCCUUCCAAAUUCCCUUGCUUUCGUUGUGAAUUCAUCAUUAUGUUAAAUGUGGCGAUAUCUGGUUCUAUACCCUUCUCUCUCAUUCCUUUGUAGGCCCAGUCUGCUCCGACUUUGCCAAACUUUAACAGCCCAUUGAUUAAGACAUUAUAAGAAACAACAUCCCAUUGCAUCCCCUUCUCCUGCAUUUCUUCAGCCCAAGCAAGAGCAGCUUCUUCGUCUCCUCCUUUGAAGAACACAUCAAUCAAAGACGUGUAGUUAAUACGAUCCAGUGUCACUCCUUUAGCUACGAUGUCUUUGACUAAUCCCUCAACUUCCUCAAUCUUACCGGUUCGCUUCAAAUGAUUUAUUAGAGCAUCAAGUAUGUAGUUGUUCUCCUCCAACCCAAUAAGCUUCAUCUCCUUACUCAUAUCAAUAGCCACUUCUUGUUCCCCUGCCUUAAACAAGCCAUCAAUCACUGUACCAUAAGUAAAACUAUUCGGCACAACGUUCAGGUCCUCCAUAUUUCUCAUAAGACUUACAGCUUCUUCUAGCAUCCCUUUCUUCACAUAGCCGUUUAUCAUACUAGAGUAUGUGACAACAUUCGGAAGAACACCUUCCUCUAACAUCUGCCUUAUGAUAGAUUCCGCACUGCUUAAAUUUCCCGCUUUGCACAACCCAUCUACCAAAGCCGUAUAGGUAACCGCAUUUGGAACCUGGUUAUCUUCCAAAAGCAUCCUAAAUGUUUUCUGAGCCUCCUUACGUUCCCCGGCCUUAAACAGACCAUCCAUCAAAACAGUAUAUACAACUAAAUCUACAGGAAUCCCACGCACAACCAUUUGACUGUAAAGGGCCAAAGCAUCUCGGUAUCUUUCUUCUUUAAAUAAGGAAUCAACAAGAGUAGUAUAAGUUACAUGGUUCGGAUAUACACCCAUCUCCUCCAUUUCUCUCAGUAGCAAUCCCGCUUCCAACACUUUCCCGUCUUUGCAUAAUCGGUUAAUAAUCGAGCUAAAAGUAACAACAUCCGGAUGAAACCCGCUCAUAACCAUGUCCUCGUAGGAUUCUUCGAUGGCAUGGAGACUAUAGUAAGAGCUUAUGAGUAUAGUGUGAGUGAUGAGGUUUAGUUCGGUAAAUUCGUCCACUAAAGCCUUGGCUCUCGCAAAGUCUCCAACUUUACAAAACCCAUUAAUCAGAGUAUUGUAGCUAACCGUAUCGGGCAAUAUACCUUUCUUCACCAUUUCAGAGAGAAACCCAUAAGCCUCAUCAGCCAAACCAUGUUCGCAUAAACCACAGAUGACGGUGUUAUAAGUAACAGUAUCAACGCUGAUUACACUAUUCCUAAGUAAACGAACUGCGAAUCUCAGUUGACCAACUUUGCACAAAGAAUGAAUCAACACAUUGAGAGCAAAAACAUCGGGAGAAACCCCACAAGCUAUCAUCUUGCUGUAAAUCAACGAUACCUGGUGAGGUACCAAAGAAUCAACAUUGAAACGGUGAAUUAAACUAUUCCAGAGACGCAAAUCCGGAACAACCCCGAAGGUGCACAUCGCAGAGAGCGUCCUUGCUGCUCCGUAGAGCCUCCCGCAGCUUAGAUAGAGCCGAAAGAGAGUGUGGAAGAGAGAGACGUAAACCCGAGCGCUGCUUGGAGCUAAAGCUGUAUUGAAUCCGCGUUCUGUGAUCAAGAGGCUAGUCGUCUCUUCGCUUCCUGGGAUUUGUGGUCGUUUGAUUGACGAGAAGGAGCGGCAAUUGGAGAGAAAGAAUCUGUAUUUUCCAGUAUAGUUAUUCCAAAUCCUUAUCAUCAUCAGGAGAGGAAUUGGAGUUCAUCUAAAUCUCCAAAGUUCUCCAGAGACUCCUGCAAGCUCUCAUGGCGUCCGCUUGUGACGACGCAUUGUUUCCCUUAUACACACACGACCGAGUGAGAAAA